UGGGUGAGAAAGGGGGGGAGGGGUGUUUGUCUUCUGACAGAGCCAGCAUUCUGACGCGCAAGAGCAAAAACAAUCCGGGGCAAAAACACACCUUGAGCUGGUAGAAGCGCCAGAGAAUUGUCGAAGUUCUACGAGGCGAACGAUUAUGGAUGUUUGCGGAGUGAUGCGACUCUUCGAGGUGACGAGGCCAAGGCUGGAGAGAGGAGAGCGCACGAGCAGUAAUCUGAUCUGCGGAAGCGUGGGAGCUGGGCCUCGAGAAGCUUAAGAGCUGGGAGAGACAGCUGAAGCGGCGUCCGACGAGACAGUGGCAGGUCCAGCGGGGCGAGUGCGGAAGCUGGUUGGUUGGUACGGCUGGGGCCGCGUUCCCGUGGUACACCAGGUCGAAGGCGUGGGCAAUUGAGUGGAGCGGGCGGCGGGUCGACAACCAAAAAGGCGUUGGCGAGGUCCAAGAAGGCCGGAAGAAGCGGUUGCGAAAGGGCGGGCAGACAAGACAGAGACGGACAGGGAGGGCUGAGCCGAGCAGCUGCAAAGAGAUAUGGGGAGGUACGGAACAGAUACUUGGGUAUGCUGCAAGGCCAAAGGACCAGAAAAGGCGCGGGUGACAAUUACAAAAAGGGCGACAAAAAGGCUAAGGCAUAUAGGCGACAGAUAACAGGGCGGCUGGCUGAGGGAGAGCGGAUGGGGAGGUGGGACCGAGUAAAUAGGCGGCCCAAAGAAUAUAAAAAGACGUUGGCGAGGAGUGGUUGUAUCGUGCCUGAGGGUCGGGGAGGAACCAGAGGGGGGAAAGCGGCAGUUCAAAUGCAAGUCGAGACAGAAACGCACAGGUCAAGCAUGAGCGGAGAAGGCGUGAGUGCGGACGUGAGGGUGUGAGGGCGUACGAGGGUGAGAUGAGAGCGUGAGGGCG
Molecule: messenger RNA, 904 nt
Organism: Verruconis gallopava
Lineage: Eukaryota; Fungi; Ascomycota; Dothideomycetes; Venturiales; Sympoventuriaceae
Exons: 1
Coding region: 565-870 (101 amino acids)
Source: RefSeq, a predicted model, not a curated record